Molecule: messenger RNA, 534 nt
Organism: Aureobasidium musti
Lineage: Eukaryota; Fungi; Ascomycota; Dothideomycetes; Dothideales; Saccotheciaceae
Source: the annotation of a GenBank genome assembly
AUGGCAUUCGCAACUCAACUGUCAACCAAGGCUAUUACGUGUCUUGGCGUCAUGGCAUUCAUCACUCUUUGCUUUCAGACCUUCGACUCAUCAGCACUUGCGUCUGCGGACGCGGCGAUGCUCGCUCGCCUCGAUGUAAUCGACCGUCAAAUGGAGGUCCUCCGAACAACGAUGAAUCGCGUUCUCAAAGAAACAGAUACUGGAAUCCAUGCAGACAUGAAAUGGCCAAACCAACCUUCUUCAGACCAAGGACUAGAGGAAGCAUUGAAGAUUGUCUUUUGGGUUGCUGCAAUUGUGGCCUGGGGAACUUCGAUGUGCUUCUUUUAUAACGAUAUCGGAGCCUCAGCGGAAAGGACGUUUGCAAUAGCUAUAUGGGCUGCUUGUGCUACGUCCGCAGCGCUAUGGUAUCUGGGUGAGCCUAGAGAGUGGUACGGAUACUUCCUUGGUAGUACUUGGGGGUUCCUUGCUGCUAUCUUCUUGUCGACUCUAUUUCAUGGAAAGGAUGAAGCUGUCGUAGAUGGGCAAAAGGCGUGA